AAAAUCUUUGUUUUUGCAGGACACCCAGCAGCACAUUUUGCUAUAGUUUUUCAGUGAAUCUCUCAGAGUCUCAACCACUUCAAGAGUUUGUGGCAGCCACAAAAACGAAACUUCUGGAGUUAUAACAACUGCUUUCAAAGUACUAAAAUGGCAGGAGGAGAAUUUCUUGAACCGGCUUUGGAGGAGAAAGUUAAUAUUGCAAGAAGAGAUCGAAAUGAAAUCUUAAAAGAUAGAUUUGGGCGCCUGUCAGAAGCAGAUCAGAGUCUGUUUCAAUCUGGAUCUGUCAUCCUUUCAUUAAACUCAAGCUUGUGUGGCUUAGUAGCCAACACUUUAGUUAGGAGACUCCUACAUGUUACCCAGGCUCCUUUUGCAUCCGGUUUGCCCAUGGUGGUCCUACCGUUCAUCUCAACUAUGGUCGUUUACGAGGCAUCAAUUAACCAGCCAUUAAUGGAAGGUGAUUUGAACUGUGCAACCUGUGCUUGGAUUAGAGGUGGUGCAAUUGGAGCCUUUGUUGGCAGUGCAUACCCUAUUUUUCUAGCUUUUCCGCUCAAUGCAGCUCUUGCAUCAAGGUACAAAACAUCUCCCAUGCCAAGUAAAGAAAACACUUUCCAGUACUGGAAGUCAAUUUGUAAACCAGUUUUCAGCAAGAUGAAAUUUGCUAUUCUCCUGCAAAUUGUCUUUGGCACAUAUCUGAGCUCAAAGCAUCAUGAAAUAUAUUUGAAGAUGUUGCAGCAGCCUGCACCUGGAAAGGAUCCUGAAGAACUCGAAUAAACCUUGAAACUGUA
This is a messenger RNA of Anolis sagrei ordinatus, 785 nucleotides long. The record is from RefSeq and is a predicted model, not a curated record. Lineage: Eukaryota; Metazoa; Chordata; Lepidosauria; Squamata; Anolidae.